Molecule: messenger RNA, 4604 nt
Organism: Scatophagus argus
Lineage: Eukaryota; Metazoa; Chordata; Actinopteri; Scatophagidae
Gene: cxcl19
Product: chemokine (C-X-C motif) ligand 19
Exons: 6
Coding region: 3713-4021 (102 amino acids)
Biological process (GO): chemokine-mediated signaling pathway; inflammatory response; antimicrobial humoral immune response mediated by antimicrobial peptide
Cellular component (GO): extracellular region
Molecular function (GO): chemokine activity; CXCR chemokine receptor binding
Source: RefSeq, a predicted model, not a curated record
GAUUGCAAAUACUACCAGUUUGGCAAACCUAAAAAAAAAAGGAAUAAGAAAAAGGUUUUCCUUUUUUUUUUCAGCCACUUCUCUGGAACUUGCAUCCACACGUCACUGUGAGUGUAUAAAAAAGGUGCAGAACAAAUGGGAGAUGCAGAGUCCUGAACAAGCUGAGGAGAAGAAGUCAUUCAUUGCCAGAAGACGAAGCUUUGCCUCAGUUUGAGACUCAAAGAUACAGAGAUCCUCUCUGAAAAUUACUCGCUAAUUCCUACCAUUUAAGACAAGGAUGAAUACUGCAGUCCACUACAUCGUCUUUCUGGCCUGCGCUUCCAUUUGCACUUCACAAGCUAUUAUACGUUGCCGGUGUAUAAAAACAAUGAAGACCAUUAAACCCUCUCUCAUCGCUGAUGUCGUGGAGUAUGGUCCUCGUCCAUAUUGCAACAGGCAUGAAGUCAUUGUCACUCUGAGAGAUGGGAGCCUGCGGUGUCUUGACCCCACGCAGAAAUUCACAAAAGCAGUCCUGCAAACAAUAAAAAAGCAGAGGGAGGCACGUGCUGCUAAGAUGAACAAGGCCAGAUCAACAACAACAGCCACAGCAUUGACCACAACAUCAGCCCCAGUGGACCCAAAGUCGUCAUAAUGCAAAUUGCUUGUGUUCAUCGUUACAACUCAAAUGACACAUGAGUUUGUAAGAAGAUCGGCUUAUCUUCUCACAGGAGCUGUGUUACAGCUGCAAUUCCUACAUAAUUCAAUAAAAUACGGCACAGUAAGAUCCCAAAACAAGUGAAACUGUUUCACUUCACUUGUUUUCAGUUUUGCACACUAGCUGCUGAAAGAUUGAGCCUGUUUGACUGCAUACUGUCUGCUCAAAUGUGACUGGUCAGUACUACCUAAACUUACAUACUACCUAAACUUCACACAAACUACAGAUUCUGCAUCCAUAUACUCGCAGAUAUGUGCAUAUAGUAAUUAGUAACACGUUCUAGCUGGCAUCUUUAAAACAUUCUGUAUGGCACUUGUUUGUGAAGUAAUUCAAGCUUGCAGAAACUGCCAUGAAAGUCAACAUUUUAAUAAUGUAGAAUGUGGCUAAAUGUGAGCUCUGUUUUACACUUGUUUGUGUAAGUUGAAGGAUAUCUUUCUAUUUUUUUAUUAGCAACAAAUCAAUAUUUAUGUCAUGUAAGUAUUCUGUCAUGCUACAUGAGUGUGAUGUUUUGUGUGUUUUUAAAGCUGAAAUUGUAAGGGACAAUACUGUCUGUUGCGGUGUGACACUGUUGAUGAGGAGCUGAAACACUUAAAUAAAUCUUGCAUUUCAGUAUAAACAAGCAACCAGUUUCCAGUUCAAAACAGCCAGGGAUUUCUGUCAACUUCACCUCUUAGAUAGCUGCAUUGUUAUCACUGUUGGCGUGCCGACCAAGCUGUGGGUGCUCGGACCAAUAAUCAGAUAACGUACAGACAGGACGAUGAAUGUUGACACUAAAAAAUGGAGGCAGAAACUAAAUAAAAGAAGAGUCGUGCCGGGACUGUACUGAGCUGCCAUGCUAACAUGGUCACAGUGGCAACAUGCUGAUGUUAAAUGGGUGUAAUGUUUAACAUGUUCAGAGUGUCAGCUGGCUAACAUUUGCUAAUCAGCACUGAACACAAAGUUAUCUCAGAUACCUGAGGGUGAUGGGCUUGUCAUUUUGGUUUGUGUGUGGUCGUUAAAACUUUAUCUGGUCAGCAAAAUUUAGACCAGAUGAUGGCAUUUAUUGAAAGGUCAGAAAGUUAAUGAGGUGAUUACAACUCAGGUGAGAUGAAUGUACCAAUCCAUCCAGUAAGCUGCCUGUACAAUCCGUUCAGAUGAGCAAAGUAGUGGACCAAACAUUGCCAUCUGCUGAGCUAUGCUGGCUAAAAAAUAUUACAAAUGUAUUAUGCUGGCCUUCCGGACAAGUAAAAUGACAAAUCCAAUCAACAUGAAAAACAGUCACAAUUUAUCAAUAUACAAAAGCAACUAAAUGACUGUCAGAGAAAUAGAAACAUGACAAAUACUGAUUUCAUAUUUUAUAUUUAGGACUCAAGUUCUGUCUCUUGUCAGUGAUGGUCAGAGCAAACCGGGAAAGGACUUUUGAAAACCAGACAUCACACUGUAUCAGGUUUGUAAUUCAUAUUCAGUAUGUUCAAUAUUACAGUCACUCUGUAUGUUGUGUUGUAAAAAUCCCAUUAGAAGUCCCCUCAAUGUUGUUUUACCAGACAGGAGAAUUUUGCUGAGUCAUAUUGUGAUACUUCAUUUCAUUUCUGACAGUCAUGUGGCCUUGAGGCUUUGCAUGAUGACCCACUUUUAUCCCACAUUUAUGACCAGAGUGUCUGAUAAAGACACAUGCCUUCAAUCAUAAGAGAGAAAUAUUUCUCAAGUCCAGUGUGGAAGUGCUUUGUCAUCAAGAGGAUGAUGUCCAUCGCUGGCUUUUUCUCUGAUUAUAGUGAAUGGUUGAUGCUGUGAUUUUUUUUUAUUUCUUCUUGAAAUUAAGAACAUGACUGGCUUAUAUCAUCAAACGAACAAGUUUCCUCAGGUUGUCUGUUAUGGCUGCACAGCUCGUACAUUGCUCUUGUUUUAACGAGUGAAAAAGGCGUUGAUCACCUUUUUCUUUUGCCACAAAAACAAGCUACCCUUCACACACACAUUUGCCAUAUCAUGGCCUUAUAGAGUAGUUCUAAUUAGCGAUUUGCACAUCCAGCAGAUGCAGACCAACAUUAUCAUUGAUUGGAGUCAUGUCACUGGGAACAUGAUAAAUGUGAGCCAAAUAUUUAAGCACUUGUUAGCUCUGUUUUGGUCUGCGCCGACUCUGUCUUAGUUUAGUUUGAGAAAAAUGCCUCUUUAGCAGCACUUUUUAAACUAAAUUGCCAACUCUGGUCAUCUGCCGUUUAGUACAGAAGUCUCCCCAAGCUUUUUGCAGGAAAACAAGCCAAAAACUGACGAGACCAGUGAGACCUAGUCAAGACAGUAAAGUUAUAAAGUAAAUUUGAGCCAUUGCUUAACAUAAAAACAUUGAUUAAUACUGCUUUGAUAACCCAUUUCCUCCCAACAUUAAGAAAUAAUUGGACAGAAUAUCAGCCAGAACAAAACACAUCAACACAAACUAACACCAAAUGGAAGACAAAUAGCAACAUUAUUUAAAAAAAUUAAUGAAAACUGACUCAGUCUGUGUAUUGUGCUGUAUAUGCAGGGUCAGACGAAGCCCCCUGGGAACAGAAAUAACACUAUCUCACUGUAUCAUAUUCACUGUAGUCACAAAACUAUGUUUGUUUACAGAGCUGCAUGUGAUGAUCACUUUAUCUUUUUCCUCUUUCAAAAUCAGAGGGGGAAAAACACAGUUCAAUACCUUCACAGAGCUAUGACAAACAGAAGAUAACAGAAGAUAAAUGAUACUGUUAGAUGAGCAGCCAGACAGAGCAGUUAUGUCUGUAUGACUCAUAUCUGUGUCUGCUGAACACCAACGUGUUGCCUCCUAACCUCAGCGGGGCCUCUGGUCUGUCCGUUAACCCGCCAUCCCGUGGUUGCCUUCUGCUGCACAUGUGAACGCACCAAAGUGAAACCAACAUUUUCCUCAAAUUCCCCACAGUUCUUUGUGAAAAGCACAUGAUGCACUUUAUGUAUCAAUAUCAGAGUGCAAAAUGUAUAUAAAUAGUCACAGCAUCUGUUUGAUUUCAUUGCGAGUCUGGGAAGUCCUCAAUCAGCUGUGUGCACAAGAUGAAGCUCUGCAUUCUGCUCGUGUUCGGGACCCUGCUUGUCCUCAUUGACGGUAUGCCGGCAAUCAACAGGGACUACAACACACACUGUCGGUGUCUGCAGGUGGAGUCGAGGAUCAUCCCUCCGGACAACCUGAGGAGCAUCAAGCUCUUCCCUGAGGGGCCCCACUGUCCGGAAACAGAAGUCAUAGCUGGGCUGGCGAGCGGUGAUAAGGUUUGCCUGAAUCCACGGUCAUCCUGGGUGAAGAAGCUCAUCCAUUUUGUUCUUGAGAAACAGCAGGGAGGAGCGCUUCCUAAGAAUCGAGGAUGAAAACAAUUAAAUUCAAGUCUGUGAAAGUACCUCCUUUCUGCAACCAUGAGCCGUGCUGUUUUACUUUAAUAAGUAACAAAUGAUGUCAUGUUUAACCAGUUUUGUGUAACUAAAAUAAUCUUUUCUUGUGUUUUCUGUUGUUUUCAGUGCAGCAUUGUAUUUUUACUGUAUGAUUUCUACCACAUAUUUUACAGUAAAUUGCAAAAUAACGUUGAUUCUCAAUUUAUAUUGUUUAAGAGUUAGAAAGAGCACAAAAAUCAGCACAAAGUGUGUGAUUAUGUUAGAAAGUAAAAAUAUCAGCUAAAAAUUAAAAGAAGACAUAAUUAAAGGCAUUUAAUUGUGAAAAUAACGUGUUAAGUUUGACUAGAAAGGCAGAUGAUUUCUCAGAGUUUGGUGUCAUAUUCCAUAAGUUUCAGAUGUCUUAUUCUAAUAUACAGCAUAUCAUGUUUAUGUCUGCUUCUCCAACAAUAACAACAAAUAACUGAUUUGAUUCUUGAGUCUCUGAUGAAAGACUUAGAAAGAAAACUGAUAAUUGUAAUGUCAGACUAUACAGAAAAAUUAAAAAAAAGGUUAAAAAGUAAAA